Molecule: messenger RNA, 1313 nt
Organism: Puntigrus tetrazona (Sumatra barb)
Lineage: Eukaryota; Metazoa; Chordata; Actinopteri; Cypriniformes; Cyprinidae
Gene: ccdc127a
Product: coiled-coil domain containing 127a
Exons: 3
Coding region: 117-935 (272 amino acids)
Source: RefSeq, a predicted model, not a curated record
GCCCAACUCCCCUAUUAAAUAGUAAAUUGACCGCUGGAUGUUUUUAAUGGAAUUGCACGUUCAAGCUGCCUGGAAGAUCUCCUGCAAAAGACUUUAUAUUGUUCAAGGGUUUCUCCAUGAACAACCUGAACGAUCCUCCUCGAUGGAACAUUAGACCGGAGGCCGCUGGAGGAGAAGACGGGGGCAGAUGGAACUACGCGCUGCUGGUGCCCAUGAUCGGGCUCGCGGCGUUUCGUUGGAUAUGGACUCGAGAAUCACAGAGCCAGAUCCAAGAUGUGAAGAGCAAGUACGACAGGGAUAUGGCAGCCAUUACCAGAGACCUGGAGCUGAAGUACAGGGAGACGCUGACGGAAAACCGGCGGACAGCAGCACACCUGGAGGUGGAGCUUGAGAAGGAGCGCCAACGUGUGCAGGGCUACAAGAAAGCCCUGAUCUCUCAGAGUCAGCAGCUCAUGGAGGAACGGAAGCAGCUUCAUCAGGAACGGCAGGAUCUGGAGGAAGAGAAGACCCGUCUGCUGCGGUCUGGAGUGGCCGAGGCGGUGCUGAGGAAAGCCCUGCAGCGAGAGGAGGACUGGCGUCGCAGGGCUCAGGCUCUGCUGCAGGAACUGGAGGUGAAGCUGGUGGAGAGGCAGGAAGCUUUCUGCAGCAUCCUGUUGCCACGAGAACAUCGUCUGGAGAUGGAGAAGAACCUGCUGCUAAAGGUGGCUAAAGACCCGGCGGGUGCCGAGCUGAACCUAGAGGAAGAUCUCAGGGACAUUUUUAAGAAUGACAGACACUGUGCAGAUUUGCUGAACAUGGAUAAGCGUAAGAAUGGGAGUUUGAUGUGGCUGUACCUCAGGUACUGGCAGCUCCAGGUCACCCUGCAGAAACACAAGAGGGCAGAAGAGGCUCUGAAAGGGGCCUCGCCAAACUCCAGCAGACCUUCAGGAGUGUAGAUCUCUAUUUAAAACAAUAAGUAUUUUCUUCCUUAAAUGUUGUCCUUUGCUUAUCCAAGGUAUCCCUGUUAUUUACUUGUCAGCUAUUUAUGAUGCCAAAUGUUCUUGUGAAACCACUUGAGCCUUGAGUCUUCGACAAUCAUAUCAGAACAUAAGAGUGUAUAUUUUGUUGGGCAGAUUCCGGUUUUCGUUUUCUUGGAUUAAGCAGAAAGCAGAUAAAUCAAAUUCUUUUUUAUAUUUGCUGCAUUACUAAUAAGCUUUAUUGGACAAUUUAUUUAUUUUCACUCUAAAGAUGGUUCAUAACUAAUAUGUACCACAGAAAGUAAAAAUAAGGUUGGACAUGUGUAAUAAAUACGUUUUCUGACAACAAAGAAUAUA